Ambispora leptoticha is the source of this 1836-nucleotide messenger RNA. Lineage: Eukaryota; Fungi; Glomeromycota; Glomeromycetes; Archaeosporales; Ambisporaceae. The record is from the annotation of a GenBank genome assembly.
AUGUCGACAUCUACACAGACACCUAUCUCUCUUCCGUCAAGAGAAGAAGUUGAAAACUGGAAUCCAGAACAAGUCGUAAAUUUUUUGACAAAUAAUAAUGAUGGACUGAAGUUAUACCUUCGGCCUGAGGAUAUCAAGAUAGUUCAGGAUCAAUAUGUCGCUGAUCAAGCCUUCCUUGGUUACACUGAACAAAAACUUCGCGUAUUGCAACGUAAAGUAUCUUUUCCUAUUCGGGCCAAAAGUCAAUGCGACAAAAAAAGGAAAACAACGUCUACGCUUUUCUGUUGCUAUUUUGGCAUGUACACUUCUGGCGAGUUAUUUGACACCGCUCUUUCUCUAUUAGUUCCCCCAACGAUAAAACGGUCUAUAGCUGACGCUUUCCCAAAGGGCUUGCCUUAUGUGGCACCAAAACCCCUCUUAUACACUAAUGGAUUAGUUUGGGAAUAUCAAAGCAGCCCAACCUUGCUACACAUUUUACAAAAGGAAAUUAAGCAGCAAUAUGCAUACUAUCGGGCUGGAGAAAUCGAUAAAACCACCAUGCCGCUCUACCUUUUCCUCUCAGGUGCCGAUACGGGAAAUCCCGAAAUGCUUCCGAAUUCCACCGGACGGCAGUCGAAUUUCUGGCCUCGAAAACGGCACAGCCAUUAUGGAAAACGAACUAACCGCAAUCAACGCUAUGGUAGUCUGAUGCUUAUGCAACUUCUUCCCAACAAGAAAUUGGAACAUAUCAUUAGAGACUACGAGCCUCCGUUUCCACUGGAGGUCUUGGAAUUGGUCGCCAAGCACAAAGACGUGAAAUUCAAUGAUGCUACAUUUAUCGUGGUCGUCGACGCCAUGCAGACACUCAUGGCCUCAUACGAGGAUAGGCUGCGCGCGGAUUCUCAGUUUUACAGGACUCUGACAGUUAUUGGCGAUCUCGCGCUUUUCUACUUCCACGGCACUUUGCAGUCGAUCUUUGAUAUGCGUUAUCCCCUUAUGAAGAUCCUCGAAGGAGACUGUGGUGAACACGGAAGGGCCCUCGAAAUAUUAUGGAAUCUUACAAAAGGGCUUAACCUGGAUAAUUGCGACGUCAGUGAUUUGAUGCAUACGCUCUGGACUAAAUUUACUGAUAUUUAUGGCGGUGCCUUUCCCAAAGAUGAUAUUGCUAGGGCUAUCGCACGAGUAGUAUUGACUCAUCGACGCUUGGCGAAAGACGAACUUAUCCCAAAUUUCCCGAUCAGGUCGUUGAGCCUGGACUCGUUCGAAAAAACCGGUAGAGAAUCGCUAUUUCCGGACUGGCGACUUGACGAUUAUGAUGAGCAUGUCACCAAAGAGGAUCGGACGUUACCAAAUGGUAGUAGUUGGGAAAUUUUGAAAGAUUCAAAAGCCCAUUUGGAUGGUGAUAUCAACUUUAUAAACCAUCGCCUUGAUAUGGUCUUAGCCGCGAAACAGGUGGGACCUAUAGAUGUGCGACAGCACAGGCACGUUGUCGUUAACGCAAAGUCUGCGAAAGCCGAAGGACCCAUUGCUAACGAGAUACAGCAAUACAAACUUUAUAAUGGCGACAUUAAAAUCAACCAAAAAGGAUAUGAUGAAGAACGGGAAAAGUCUGCAUCAAAAAAUGAUUUCUUUAUUCUCACCACCACACAAGGUAUAACGCUUCCGGCCAACUCUGGUAUUGUGGACCAAGAAAGUUGGCGUAGUUAUUUCGAUCCGUUUACUGGAAGAGCGUUCAUAUACGGUGUUGAAGGCGCUCCAAAUCUCAAUAGGGCCAAUUUCACGACUCUUCAGUUGGUGGAUUCUGUCGGACCUGCAACUGCAAAAAUGAUUAUGGAGAAGAGAAUUUUCGAGCAUUGA